Pelagomonas calceolata is the source of this 1308-nucleotide messenger RNA. NCBI's taxonomy places the organism in Eukaryota, Pelagophyceae, Pelagomonadales, Pelagomonadaceae. The record is from the annotation of a GenBank genome assembly.
AUGCUAAUGCUUGCCAACGCAUUCUUGCACCCUCCCAGGCCGACGCUCAAGCCACACGCCAUCGAUGCUGCGAGAAGACGAGUGAGCCUGACGGCUGCACCGAACAGCAACGAAAUCGACGUGCAGCGAACGCUCGCGACGCUCAUCGCCGCGCAAGUGAUUCUUUUUGUUGGCGUCGGCGCGGUCAUCCCGGUGGUCGCCAUCUACGGCCGCGAGACGCUGGGGCUAUCGGCGGCCGCGAGCGGCGUCGUCGUCUCCGCACCGGCCCUCGCGCUGCUGCUCGGCGCUAAAAUUGGAGGCGCCUACGCGGACAAGGCGCGAAAGCCGGCACUUAUUGGAGGCAUGCUGUUCAUCGCGCUCAGCGACGCCGGCACCGCGCUCGCGUCGUCGCUGGCGCCUUUGGUGAUUGCGCGACUCGGCCUCGGCGCCGGCCGCUGCGUCUCGGAAUCGGCCGAGCGGGGCCUCCUCGCGGAUCUUGGAAAUGUCGCGCCGGACCUCCGCGGCCGCGCGAUCGCGGCGAACCAGGCGGCCGCCGCGGCGGGCAUCGCCCUGGGCGCGCCGCUCGGCGGCCUUUUAUCAGAAACCUACGGACCGCGGGCCUGCUUCCUGGCGGUGACGGGCGCCGCGCUCGUCACGGCUUGUUGUUAUACGCUGCUGCCCGAGACGGCGACCGCCGCCCGCAUUGAUGAUGACGACAGCGUCGACUGGCUCCUGCUCCUGAAAGAUGGAAGAUGGCGCGGCCUCACGGCGGCGGAGGUUUGUUCGCGGUUUGGCUUCGCGGCGAAGAUCGCCAGCGUGCCCCUGGUGGCCGCGCAGGUGCUGCCCGGCGGGGCAGCCGGCGCGGGAGCGCUCGUGUCGCUGGCGGGGAUUGGUGGCUUGGUCGGGGCGCCGGUGGGGGGCUUUGGCGUCGACCGCGUCGGCGCGCGGGCGACGGCUGUUGUUUCGGGGCUGGUGGGCGGCACCGCGUUGAGCGCGGUCCCUGCGGCGCUAUCAAUAGAGGAUCCGGCAGUGCCUUUCUCCGCACUCAUCAUCCUCUGGUCUACGGCCGUCGCCGCCCAAGCCCCGGCGCUCCAGGCUCUGGCGCAACGCCUCGCGCCGCCGGGCGGCGAGGCCGAGGCGCUGGCUUUGCCGCGCGCGGCCGGCGACGGCGUCUACAUCGUCGUGCCGUAUCUGCUAGGGCUCGUCGUCGACGCGGGCGCGCCGCGGGGCGCCGACGUAGCCCUCGCUGGUGUCGCCGGCGUCCUGGGCGCGGUGGCGGUUUUCGUGGCGCUGCCGUCGUCGCCGCGCGACGAAGAGAAAGUCGGAUAG